CUCUUAACUGCUCUUUAUAGCCUGCUGGCACAGCAGCUUCCCCGGGAGCCUAUGGAGUGGAGAAGGCAGCUUGCACUGCAUGACCAUCUAGAUAAGGACUUGCAUCACUGUCUGCGCCUGGUUCUCACACUCUGCUGCAGGAACGAGGCAGAAAACUGUUCGUGUCAGGGACGGUCCUGGGAAAUGCUGCACAAACCAAGAGCGUUUGGAGAAGAAGCUACCUAAGGCUGUGUUCACACGUAACAUGUUUUUGUGAAGCCUGUUUUGUGUGCCUGUUUUGUGUAAUAAUCCUUUGUAGUAGACCGUGUUUUCUAAACUCCCUGAGCUGCUUUUGGGAUGCUCUUGACUGCAUCUUGGAACAGCGUUUUGUUUAAUAUAUAUAAAAACAGCUUUAUUAGAAAAAGACAUUGUGUGAACACAGCCUAAAUUUGUUUAGUUAUCGGGCCAUGUUGGAUACUAAUAUUAGUUCAGUCGAGGUAUCUUUAUGUAACGUCAACUAACUAGCUUUACUGGCUAACAUAACUUCACUCAGUACAUGAAUAUUUAUUUAAGUUAGCUAUGUUAGCAUUUUUUCUUUAGUCGUAAAAUAGGCUGCAUUAAAUGAUCCUUUCUCUAUCUGCUAUCGCUAUUGUUAACAUCCACAAGAAUUAUUCCCUAACAAAAAAUGUUAAAUAUUUAUACUUCACUUAUUCUUUGUUGAGGCUUUCCUUAUCGAUGGCUCGCAACUCGCUUAUCCGAGUCGGUGGGUGUAACUACCAUCCCGAGUUAACGGUCUUAUGGUCGAGCACCAAAGAUGAUCCACCUAGAAGCCAACUUUGUCCAGUUUAAAGAGGAGCUGCUUCCUAAAGAGGGAAACAAGGCUCUCCUCACGUUCCCUUUCCUGCACAUUUACUGGACUGACUGCUGUGAUACGGAGACGUACAAGUCCUCAGUGAAGGAGGACAUGCAGCGGUGGCAGAGCGUGCUGAAGCUACACGGCUCAGCUGACUGGCUCAUCGUGGUCGUGGAAAGCGAUGGCAAAAAGAAGAACAAGACCAACAUCCUGCCUCGUACCUCCAUCAUGGACAAGAUCCGCAACGACUUCUGCAACAAGCAAAGCGACAGGUGUGUCGCACUCUCGGAUCCCUUGAAGGAGUCGUCUCGCUCUCAGGAGUCGUGGAACUCGUUCCUGACUAAGCUGCGCACUCUGCUUCUCAUGUCCUUCACUAAGAACCUGGGCCGCUUCGAGGACGACAUGCGAACGUUGCGGGAGAAACGCACCGAGCCCGGCUGGAGCUUCUGCGACUAUUUCAUGGUCCAGGAAGAGCUGGCAUUUGUGUUUGAGAUGCUACAGCAGUAUGAAGAUGCGCUGGUCCAGUAUGAUGAGUUGGAUGCCCUCUUCACCCAGUAUGUGCUUAACUUUGGCGCUGGAGAUGGUGCCAACUGGCUGGGCUCAUUUUGCCAGCCGGUACGGAAUUGGAAUGGGCUUCUCCUGCGCAGACCAAUAGAUAUGGAGAAGAGGGAGCUAAUCCAGCGCAGUGAGGCUAGCCUGCUAGACCUGCGCAGCUACCUGUUCUCUCGCCAGUGCACGCUGCUUAUCUUCCUGCAGAGGCCCUGGGAGGUCACACAGAGAGCUCUGGAGCUGCUUCACAACUGUGUCCAGGAGCUCCGUCUGCUUGAGGUGUCGGUUGUCCAGGGGGCUCUGGACUGCUGGGUCUUCCUCAGCUGUCUGGAGGUGCUGCACAGAAUCGAGGGCUGUUGUGAUCGCGCCCAGCUGGAAGCCAACUUCUCCCACACUGUGGGCCUCUGGACUUAUGCUACUGAGAAGCUGAAGUGUCUAGGCUGUUUGUGCGGUUUGGUGUCGGAGAACGGACCCAACUCGGAAGAACUGAACUGCACUGUCGACCUGCUCGCAGGCCUCGGCACAGAGAGACCAGAGACAGCCAACAGUCUUCAGAGCCCGUAUAAAAAACUUAAAGAAGCCUUAUCAUCAGUGGAAGCUUUUGAAAAACACUAUCUGGAGUUGUCCCACGCUGCUCUGGAGAUGUACAGAGCCAUUGGGAGGCUGCGGUCAGCUCGACUGGUGGGAAAGAGCCUGGCUGAGUUCUACAUGAGGAAAGGUGAUGCACAGACAGCAAAGACCUUCCUGCAGGACUCUUUGAAGUCAUACACAAUAGAAGGCUGGAGCCUGCCGCUCACACACACGCGUAAGCAAAUAGCAGAGUGUCAGAAACAGCUGCAGCAGACGGAGGACUACUUGCAGACAAGCGCUCUGCUGGCCAGCGACACUAACCUGACAGAGGAGGAGAGAAAGCACUUCUGUCAGGAGAUCCUCACCUUUGCGAACAAGGCUCCAGAGGGCAAAGACCAGCAAGUGGUCCUGAGCAUGACUGCGUUUGCUCAGCUGCGAGAGCUGCAGUUUCAGCCAGCAUCCGCCACAGUGCACGUUGGUGCAUCCCUGCAGUUGGAGCUGCGUCUGUGCAGCCUGAUGCCCAUUCCUGUGCAUCUGGAGAAGCUGGCAGCCAGCGUCCAUUUUACAGGGGAGCAACCAGGCAUGCGUUGUGGCCCAGCAGGCACCCAGCGGCGCUCCGGACUCAGUCCAGACGGCACCAUCUCCUUUCCCGCUGUGAGUCCGUCUGGCGGGGUGUUGCCAGGAACAAGCAUGCCCGCUCUGGAACUUUACGAAAUACAGGACCGCAGUCCCUCCGACAACAUGCUCAACUCCACUAGCGUUGUCUGCAAGAACGCACACAUGCUGCUGCGUGGCAACGAUGGCCCCUCCCCCUUGGACGUGCAUAGCAGUGUAGGCUCCACCUUUACUAUGGAGGAUGGAAUGCAGGUUCUGAAGACCAACAAUAUGACGUUGUUGCCAGGCAGCAACAGCAUCAUCUUCACGGCGCUGAGUACAAAACCAGGCACCUACACUCUGCGACAGUUGUGUGCUACAGUGGGCCGUGUGCAGUUUGUGCUGCCACACAUUUACCCCAUAGUGAAAUAUGAGGUAUACUCCCAGGAGCCUCAGCUGACCAUCGAGCCCCUCACAGAGAGCCUGCUGGCUGGGCUUCCUCAGAGGGUGAAGUUUACCAUUCUAACAGGCCACUAUGAAGUUAAGAAGGGUGACGCUCUGCAGCUGAGUAACACCGACUCCAUGCCUAUCCUGCACUCCUCGUCCUGCUCUGCCCGUAUUCUCUCUGGCACUGGAGAGCUGGUGAGAGAGGCUGAUCUGUCCAUCCAGGCUUCAGAGAAGGUGACAAGCAUCUCUCUGCCUCUAACUCCACCCUACCACACACUGGAGUUCCAGCUAGAGGUGCUGUGCCAUAUCCCAUUAUCACCAGCACGUGUCGAAAGUGAGCGCCUCACCAACGGCGAGAUCCGUCACCGGCCGAAGAGCCGCACACGCUUCAACAGCGGCAUGGCUUUCAUCGACCAGAAGGUGUCCAUAGACUGUCCCUGGUCUAUAUAUUCCAUCCUCAUUUCCCUCACCUUCUAUACCCCCUUCAGAGCCAAACAUGCGCUACUGUCAGCAGGGAAAAGGAAGUACAUCCAGGUGUGCCUUGAAAAUGUAUCAAACACAAACUUCCAGCUUGCCAACCAGACGCUGUCGGAGCACCAGCUCACACCUUUACUGGAGCUACUCUCUCUCAAUGCUAAAACACACCAGGUGGUGUACAGUAAGCAGAGCGUGUACAGUCUGUGGGAGGUGAAGUGGACCACAGAGCCACUGCCAUGUCUGCAGUGCGUGUUUUCUGCCAGCUUUUCUCCUGCCGACGCUCCGAUCACGGCGCUCAAACCCUACAGCUACGAAUUCCAGUUGGAGAGAGUCUCAACCCUAUACAGUGUGAAGGCAGACAUCCAGCCUGCGGUCGGAGAGCAGCACUGUCGCGCCGGCACCCUCUGUCGGCUAGAAGUAUCGGUCACGCGUCUGACAGAGCCGAGCGACACGGAGGGAGAGGACGAGGAGUUAACGGAGAAUGAAGGCCUUCGCACGACCAAGCUCAUGUAUGAGGUGGUGGAUAACAGCAGUAACUGGGCUGUGUGUGGGAAGAGUUCAGGGUUAGUAUCCAUGCCUGUGGCUGCCAUGGCAACGCACAAAGUACAGAUGGAGGUCAUGCCUCUGUUUGCAGGCAAGCUGCCCUUCCCCAGCAUCAGAGUGUUCAAGUACCUGCCCCACUGCGCACAACCAACAAGCCAGCCUGACACAGACUCAUGCCUAGAGAACGACAACCUCUCUCUUCUGGAUAAGGGCCUGGAGGAGCAGGGAGACACGGCCAGUCUGCGCAGCCGGGGAAGCAUUCACUCUGUGGGCAGUAACGAGCAGCAGCAGAGGGCUCUUCCCAUGCCACGACUCGAGCCCUUCAGCCCGGGCCAAGUGUUCAACUCCAGCCAGACACAACAGGUCCUGGUGCUCCCCAGCACAGACGACCAUGUGCUCGAGGUCAACGUCACAUGACACCCAUGUAAGGCCCCGCCCCGCCUGGUCCUGGACCAUGCGUUCUGUGACCUAAUUGGACAGGAACUGGGGGACAAGGGGGGGCUCUGGUGUGGGGCGGUGGAGCGUCCUGAUCUCUGGACUCGAUCGGUGGGUGGGUGGGUGGGUGCUUAGGUGGGGGGGCGAUGGGCGUCGGCCUGGCCUGAAUACAGAAACACUAACCCAUGGCUGGAGCCUGAGAAUCCAUCUACUGUCUAAUGGUUUCCGUCUCAUUUCUUUAUUGCUUACGCAUCUAUAAAGAGACGUGCGAGACUGGGAAGCAUCUCACAUGUCACUUUCUCUCUGACUCAGUGGGCAGCCAGGAAUUACGCAUCAUCUGUUUCUGUCUCCUGAACUUCCUUCAGGGGAGGUUUUCAAUACUACCGUGACAAAGUCACACUAGCUGAGACGAUCACACACACAUAUACACAGUGACCUCUGUGGAAGGGUUGGCAGGUAUUGUGAUUAUUAAUAUGGAAAUACACAUGUAAGCAUUGUGAUAUUUUAUUUUAUUAUUUUUGUUGUUGUUUACUGUGUCUGACCCCAGGCUCACAUGCAUGUAUUUGCUCUGAAAUGUGAUCAUGGCAUCUGACAGAAGAGGUGAGAGAGGGAGGAGACAAGUCCAGCUGAUUUACUGCUUCAGAUCGUUCUACUCGUUUAGCCUGCUUCCUCAAGCUUGAUCUGCAAUUUUGGUGUGUGUGUGUGUCCUGCUAAACAGAAGUGCAGUCCUCUUGCCCUGUAUGUACUGUUAGAUAUCCAUAUUACUGUGAGAUGGAUCGCUGCAGCAGAUCUGUUCAGAGAAGCUGACUUCUUCAGUUCGAGUCACUAACUCUGAAGUGAGUACUUGGAGUAAUUAAUAACUUAAUAUUUUCUGCAAUUUUGUUUAGAAACCACGUUUGCCUAGUUUAAAAAUGAGCGUUGCUAAACUUUGAGGAUGACACUUCAGAGGAGCUGAACUGUAUUUUCUUUACACUGCAUCCAUUCUUGCAAGUGACAAAUUAGCAGACAGCAAGUCAGCUAUCAUGACGGGAAGUAAAUUACCCAGGAAAUUCUUUGAACCAGUCUGUCUGAUGCCUCCACAUGCGAGACCAAUAACAACCACUACACAUCCAUGAGAGAGAAACCUGGAGUGACACCAGUCGGUGACUUGACACUUGCUAGCAUGAAUGCGAAGUUUGCACUCCAAUAUCCUCCUGUUUUUCAACCAAAAGAUGCAGACGCGCUUCAUUAAAUGAUUUGCACGUAGUACACAGGCAUUGUUUUUGCAUCAUACAGUUUGUUGCUGUGCCAAUCCAGUAUAAUUCUUUGCACAUUCAAGCUACAUCUUAAGACGCAUUACAGCGCUGGUGAAUCUCACACACAUGACGUUUAAGCCUUUCAGGGGCGAGUUGUUCCCCAUCCUAGACUUUUCGACACAGUUCCAGAUGACACUAUGACGAUAAAGCUUUUGUUUACAUGACAUUCCAGUAGCGCUUGUGUGUGAGGAAACCCUCCUGUAAUGGUUCGAGCAAUUAAAACCAGUUGACUUUUCAGAAUUCUCUGCACAGAAUGACGGUGAUUAAAUAUUAAAAGACGAGUGACGAUAAAAAGAAUUGAUCCUCAUGUUAUGGAGUUCUGUAGAAUUGUUUCAGUUUCUGAUCGAGCAGGGAGGUAAUUGUUCUCAUUUAACGCUGAGUGUUGGUGUUAUCUUGUUGGGUAAUGAAAGGCCUGUGACGGCUGGGGGCCUGAGGCCAUAUUCUGGGCGCGCUUUAUAGUGCACUACCACGGACUAAGCCGGAUGACUAUCACCAGCUAGUGAUGUGGGGGUGGGGGGAGAAGGACAUUAAGUUUAAGACGUUUAUCACUAGGGCGUGAGCAGCCAAAUGUUUUUGAAUGCGUUUGUGUUUGUGCUUUCUGGCUCAAGUAUCUGGUCCUGUUGCUGUAAGCAAAUGUUUAGGAGAGUACGAAUUAAAAAGAAGCAGACUUGUCACAUCUUUGCUUGUAUAUUGUAUGCGUCGUUGCAGAUCCAUCCUGAUUUUCAUGGCUAGCACAGUAUUUAUUCUGUGAAUAAAUCUCUUCCUCUUUCUCAGAUGAAUUGAAUGAAUCAGGGGUCACUUGUUAAACGGUGAAAGUAAGAGUGAUUGAUCGGUCUUUCUCUCUCCUGUCAAAACGAGACGGGCAUCAGGAAGCUGAUCUGAGCACUCUUACAUGCUUCAUACACACGAUAGCCUGUUGGUCUCCCACUUCAGCAGUUGGAACAUGGGAUUACAUCAUGUGAAUCGGUGGGUCAGCCAACAAUGUCAAAUUUUCACAAGCUGUUUGUAAAUUAUUCCAUCAGUUGAGCACCACAGAUUGUAUUUAGAAUGAUUAUUUAAAUGAAGAGUACACAUUAUAAAAAAAAUAUAUGUUUUAAAAAUA
Molecule: messenger RNA, 6844 nt
Organism: Ictalurus punctatus (channel catfish)
Lineage: Eukaryota; Metazoa; Chordata; Actinopteri; Siluriformes; Ictaluridae
Gene: trappc10
Product: trafficking protein particle complex subunit 10
Exons: 23
Coding region: 794-4429 (1211 amino acids)
Biological process (GO): early endosome to Golgi transport; intra-Golgi vesicle-mediated transport
Cellular component (GO): TRAPPII protein complex
Source: RefSeq, a predicted model, not a curated record